AUGAGGUCAUCGAGAAGCCGGAUCCUAAGUUUACAGACCGAUGAAAUUUGGGAUGUCAACGAAAAGGCUUCGGAAUCAUGGUCGAGAUUCUUGAAAGUGAAUAAUCCGAAGAUAGUCAAUAAUUUCGUUGGUCUGCUCAAGUCAUCAUUGAAAUGCACGUAUUGCUGCUAUUCCUCAGUGACGUUUGAUCCCCUUUGGGAUUUGUCAUUGUCAAUACCACAGCAAAAGCGCAAAAUCAGUGUGUUUCAGUGCUUGGACUCAUUAACCAGAGAUGAGUCUUUGGAUGGCGAAGACAAGCCUACUUGCUCCAAAUGCAAGGAAAGGCGAAAAUGUAAGUCAUUAUCUAGUCAGAGGUUCCCUGAAAUUCUUGUCAUCCAUCUGAAACGUUUACCGCUGGAUCGGUUCGUAGAAAAACUGAACGUCUUAGUUAAUGUACCUUUAGACAGACUGGAUAUGAGUCAUUACGCUGCCGAUGGAAGUGUAGCAUUCCACUACGAUCUUUAUGCUAUCUCGAACCACAGCAUCAGUGGUCACUAUACAGCCUACUGCAAACAUCCGUACUCUGGCACGAAUGCAACGAUAGUCGUGUUUCAAAAAUUUCAUCAGAUUUGA
Phaedon cochleariae (mustard beetle) is the source of this 612-nucleotide messenger RNA. The record is from the annotation of a GenBank genome assembly. Lineage: Eukaryota; Metazoa; Arthropoda; Insecta; Coleoptera; Chrysomelidae.